Molecule: messenger RNA, 2424 nt
Organism: Aspergillus wentii DTO 134E9
Lineage: Eukaryota; Fungi; Ascomycota; Eurotiomycetes; Eurotiales; Aspergillaceae
Product: glycoside hydrolase family 55 protein
Exons: 5
Coding region: 1-2424 (807 amino acids)
Molecular function (GO): polygalacturonase activity
Source: RefSeq, a predicted model, not a curated record
AUGCGUUGCCUUUGGAUCACUGUUUUUCUUUCGCUGCUUGCUGGUGCAGAUGCCCAUCCCUUGGAUACUCCUGUUGUUGACCAAGUAGUGAGCUCGUCCUUGAGCUCUCCUGCUGACCAUACAACGAGGGUAUCUACACCACCCUCAAGAUCAGCCAGAACUUCAUCAGUGUCAUCUGAAGAAGUAGCUGUUGACGAUACAUCGUACUGGCUUGCAGACAUUACCCACCAAGGAGUAGCAGCGUUCAACCCAAACCCCUCUGGAUACAAAGUAUUUCGGAAUGUGAAGGACUACGGAGCUAAAGGUGAUGGUGUGACGGAUGAUACCGCUGCAAUCAAUGCAGCCAUCAGUGACGGUGAUCGCUUUUCUCCAGCAAGCCGUAAAACCUCCACGACAACUCCUGCUAUUGUCUACUUUCCAGCUGGAACAUAUCUCAUCUCCACCUCCAUUGUGGAUUACUACUUCACUCAGCUUAUUGGUAACCCGAACUCGCGGCCGAUUAUCAAAGCCACCUCGGGAUUCAAGGGACUUGGGCUAAUUGACGGCGACGAAUAUCAAAGCGACGGAAACCAAGGUUGGACCUCGACAAAUGUGUUCUUCCGGCAAAUUCGAAACUUUGUCCUUGACUUGACUGCUAUCCCUGCGACUACCGCCGCAACUGGUAUCCAUUGGCCAACUGGGCAAGCGUCGAGUAUCCAAAAUGUGCAAAUUGAGAUGAGUUCCGGCUCAGGAACGAAGCAACAAGGACUUUUCAUCGAGAACGGCUCCGGAAGUUUUAUAGAGGGAGUAACGAUCAUUGGCGGCGAGUAUGGCGCAAACAUUGGAAACCAACAGUUUACAAUGCGCAACCUCAAGAUCUCCAAUGCAGUGGUGGGAAUAUCACAAAUUUGGAAUUGGGGCUGGACAUAUCAGGGAAUCACUCUGACAAACUGCACAACGGCGUUUUCUAUGAACGGCGGUGGCCCUGAUGCGCAGACAGUGGGUUCAGUGAUAAUUAUCGACAGUGAUAUCCAGAACUGUCCAGUCUUCGUCGACACUGCAUGGCACAGCUCUACCUGGAGCAAUGGUAGCUUGAUCUUGGAGAACGUGUCUCUUAAAAACGUCCCAGUUGCUGUUCAUGGCACGAGUGGAUCCGUCUUACAAGGCUCAACAGGAGAGAUGACUAUCAGCGCUUGGGGUCAGGGUCACAAGUAUACGCCAUCGGGACCAACUAAUUUCCAAGAAACCUUUACACCACCUACACGGCCUACCUCACUACUUGCCAGUGGUUCCUCUAGGUACUACACGAAGACGAAGCCUCAAUAUGAAGCAUCACCGACUUCUUCGUUCCUAAGCAUCAGAAAUGCCGGUGCAAAGGGAGAUGGCUCAACUGAUGAUACAUCAGCUAUCCAGUCCGCCAUAAACACCGCAGCUCAGUCUAAAAAGAUUCUAUUUUUCGACCAGGGCGUCUACAAAAUAACCAGCACACUCCACAUACCCCCUGGUUCACGCAUUGUAGGAGAGGCAUAUCCCGCAAUCAUGGCCAGCGGAGAUCUUUGGUCUAAAAUCGACCAGCCCAUACCUGUCAUCCAAGUCGGAAAACCAGGCGAGUCUGGUUCUGUUGAAUGGUCUGAUAUGCUUGUCAGCACCCAGGGCUCUACGCCUGGCGCAGUUCUCAUCGAGUGGAAUCUGGCCGCAGAACUAGGAUCUGGCAUGUGGGAUGUGCACACGCGGAUUGGAGGCUUUGCCGGCUCCAAGCUCCAAGCUGAGCAGUGUCCAACUUCGGCAGCUGUUUCUACUGCUUGUGAAGCGGCAUAUAUGUCGAUGCAUAUUACAAGUGCUGCUAGUGGUGUCUAUCUUGAGAAUGUUUGGCUCUGGACGGCGGAUCAUGAUCUUGAUGAUGGGCAUGAUACCCGUAUCUCUGUCUAUACCGGUCGUGGACUCCUAGUUGAAGGGAAGAACAUAUGGCUGUACGCAACAGCUGUCGAACACCACUCGCUGUAUCAAUACCAAUUCUUGAACUCCGAGUCUGUCGUAACUAGUUUCAUCCAAACAGAAUCACCAUAUUACCAACCAAACCCCGACGCAGCCCACGGUCCCUACCCCAGAAACUCCACCAUCCAAGAUCCCGACUACACCACCUGUCUCCCAGGGAACUGCGACUCCCUCAACCUCCGCAUCCUAGACAGUCGAAACACCAUCAUCUACGGUGCUGGCCUCUACAGCUUCUUCAACAACUACAGCACGACCUGCUCAGAAGCGACCAGCACGGAUAAAUGCCAAAGCGAGAUCUUUAGUAUCGAGGGAACCACGAGUGAUCUGGUUGUUUAUGUACUUAGUACCGUCGGGACGACGAAUAUGAUUGUCAAGGACGGUAAGUCGCUGGCGACGUAUGGUGAUAAUUUGGCCACUUUUGCGGAUACGAUUUCGUACUUUACCUUGUAG